UACAUAGCUGAUAGCCCCAGAGAAAGAGAGAGAGAGAGAGAGAGAGAGAGCUCAAAAGAAUCACAGAUCGUCCAUGGGCUGCUCUGGGAUUUUCAAAAUCUGACAAGGUAGCAUCACACAUCCUGGAGACUCACAGAUACGCCACAAUUCUCUUUCUCCGGCCAACCAAACAUAGAAACAAACAAAUAAAAGUCUCCUCCGACGAUGUGAAAAGUAAGGAUUUGACUUUCCCAGAAAUAGCUCAGAUUCACCGCAUCAAUGCCAGUUGGAAAAGAAUUUCGGCUUAAGUAAGGACAGGGUCAAAGCCUCUACUUUACUUAAAAGGGUUUCUGUUACAUCGCGGAAAGUUUGGUGUUUGGCGUGGAGGAAAGCCUUUUCCUUUUUCCGCGGGGAGAAUGAUUUUCCGGGAAAGUUCAUCGGCGGCGGAGGUGAGUUGCAAGCAAAAUUGUGGGAGCUGGGAAGAUUGGAAAGGGGAGUGAGAGAAGGUGAGAGUUGGAGGGGAUUGUCGGUUGUGGAGUGUGACAGAGAAAGGGUUGGUUCCUUCUUGAGCUUAUCGUAAAGGGUCGUUUAGUUGCUUGCAUCUGCCAGAAUUGUUGUAGGUGUGAAAUAUCAAAUGCAGUUGCUCCGGAAAUUUCUCCCAUAUUUCACAGUCCAUGUCAACCAUGAAAUUUGAUAGUGAACAAGUGUUUUGCCAUUCAGCUCUUGGCCAUAAGGCCCGACCUUUUGAAUACAAUGACAAUGCUCUGGACUCUGCCGCAAAAUCGGGAAACCUGAUCUUGAAGGAAAAUCAGAAGAGGCUCUCGUGUGACUUAAAGCGCACUGAGAGAGAUGCAGUACACUUACCAUAUGCCAUAAAUGACGGAGAUGGUUGGACUGCUAUAGAAUUUGAUUGCUCUAUGGGCAUGGAUGAUUUAAAAAGUGAAAACAAAGAUGAGGUCAGAGACUUUGUUGCAUCACCUACCUAUUCUUCCAGAAAAACAGGAUCAUUUGAUGAGGACUCAGAUUUUGUUAUGGACAAAGGUGUUAAGGAAUGUGAACUGCCAGAAUUGACAGUUUGCUACAAGGAGAGUACUUACCAGGUUGUCAAAGACAUCUGCAUUGAUGAAGGAGUGCCUUCUCCGGAGAAGAUACUGUUUGAUAGUGGUUCAGACGAGAAAACUGUGUGUGUUGAUCUGCCUCUUGAGAAGGAUCAAAACAAAGAAUCCGUGAAAGAAAAAGAAGAUAUUAAGAUGUCCAUUCCAGAUGGAUUACAGAUUUCAGCAGAAAAUGAUUCUAACAAGGAUUCUGCUAAUCAAUGUGAUUCGAAGGAUUUGAUGCAAACAAGGGAAGAUGUCACUGAUAGUAAUGCAAAUGAUGUCCCUGAAGAGAUGUUUUUGCCCGGAAAUAAACUUCCAUUGCUAGAUAUGGGCACAUAUACUUCCCACUUCAAGUCUUCGAACAAUGAUAGCAAUAAAGUUGAACAGCAGCUCUUUCAGGUGUCUGUUGAAAAAGCAAUCUUGGCAAGCCCUGCUUUGAUUUCUGCCGCAGAGGAAUCAAACAAUAGCAGUGGGGAUCCAGUGUUGGCGAACUCAACAUUGGCUUAUGCAACUAAAGAAUCAAAAAAUUGCACUGGGGAUGCAAUGUUGGCAACCCCUGCUUUGGUUUCUUCGGCUGAAGAAUCAAAAGAUAGCAGUGGGGACGAAAUGUUGGCAAGCCCUACUCAAGUUUCUACAGCUGGGGAAUCAGGCAAUGGCAGUCCUGUCAAUGAGUUAUCUUACAACAGCAAGGUUGAAAACGGAAGCAUCACCUUUGAUUUUGACUCUUUAGCACCUGCAGCUAGUGGCACAGAGGAGUGUCUUGAAACUCAAAAGACAUCAAAGCUUGAAGAGGGCGUUUCUGAUGCUCAUACAGUUUCAUGGCAACUUCAACGAGGUCAGGGAGAAACGAGUUUUUCCGCAGUAGGUCGCGGAGAAGAAAAUUUCCAUUCGGUAGGUCCUUUAGCUAGUCUUAUAAAUUACUCUGGGCCAAUACCUUAUUCUGGCAGUGUCUCUCUUCGAUCAGAUAGCAGCACAACCAGCACGCGUUCCUUUGCCUUUCCCAUAUUACAGUCGGAAUGGAAUAGCAGUCCAGUUAGAAUGGCAAAACCUGCCCGGAGGCGUUUCCGGAAGCCUAAACAUUGGGGGCAGAGCCUUCUUUGCUGUAGAUUCUGAUUGCUUCUUUUCUAUCCAUAGGUUUAGAAUCUGAUUUAUACAUGAACAAAAAUUUUAGCUUAUUGGGUAUGAUAAAUAUAUACAUCCUCUUCUUGGUGUGGUU
Messenger RNA from Alnus glutinosa, 2292 nucleotides. RefSeq lists its product as uncharacterized. The coding region runs from base 654 to 2189 and encodes 511 amino acids. Gene Ontology annotation, biological process: regulation of asymmetric cell division. NCBI's taxonomy places the organism in Eukaryota, Viridiplantae, Streptophyta, Magnoliopsida, Fagales, Betulaceae. The record is from RefSeq and is a predicted model, not a curated record. The transcript has 6 exons.